GUACCAUUUGUUGCAUCCUUGUAUAACAGAAGAUGGAAAUCUGCAAAAGCUCUCACGUAGGAACAGGCAGUACUGAAUAUGCCAGAAACAAAGGUGACCCGUUUGAGCAAUGGCGUUAGAGUUGCCACUGAGGACUCUGGGAUUAUCACAAGCACUGUAAGUUUAUUUGUGAAAUCUCUUGUAAAUGCAAAAUUGACUUUGUUAAAAACCUUUUUUUUUUUAAAUAUGAGAUUUUGUGCCUUGACCCUACUAGUGUUGUUUUUUUAAUAUAUUUUAACUUACACACUCUGCAAAAUGGAUACAAUACAAUUUUAAAGUUCAUUUGUGAAGCUUGGUAUAGUUUUACGUUUUAGUCUGUCUUAACUUCUAAGUGUUUCUCACAUUUUACUUGGUUUUAUACGUUAUAUGUGUAUAUCGGCUAUGAACUCUUUUUACAUAAUUACAAAUUGUAAGCACUGAAUAUUUCCCCUCAAUUUUUUUCAGGUUGGCCUUUGGAUUGAUGCUGGUAGUAGGUAUGAAAAUGCUAAAAACAAUGGAGUUGCACAUUUUCUGGAACAUAUGGCCUUUAAGGUAUUCAUUUAAAUAACUGUUUUCACCUGAAACAUAUUUGAUUGUUAAUGACUACAUUUUUUUUUUUCUUCAGUGUGAUGAGGGCAAAAUUGUGUAUUUAAUCAAAAGUAGUUUAAAAAAUAGAUAUUGUGAUAAAAUUUAGGGGCUGGAAAGAGUUGUUAAAUUGUUUUUUUUUUUAGACAUUUUCAUGUUUUUUAAAAAGUUAUUUUCACAUUGUGCUGAAAGAUUGUGACCACAGACUCUCAUUGCAGCCCAAUGCCUGACACUUUCUGACUAAGUGGUAUGGAUAUUUAUCUUAAUAGCUAUCUUGCUGGGCUAAAAGUCCAUUCCAGAAUUUUGUUUUAUUUCUUUGAUUUCUUUUAUUUCAGGGUACCAAGAAAAGGAGUCAAACUGACUUGGAACUUGAGAUAGAAAAUAUGGGAGGUCAUCUUAAUGCAUAUACAUCUCGUGAGCAAACUGUCUAUUAUGCCAAGUGUUUUGCUAAAGAUCUACCCAAAGGUAUGGAUUAAUUAAUUGUAAUUUAUUUUGUUUUUUCAGUAUUCUGUUCACCUCUUUAAACAAAAUAUACAUAGAAUUUCUUUCUAUUGCUGUAACCAUCUUUGACCUAUUUUAGUCUUUACAAACAUAGACUUUCUACUACAAUUUAUUUAACUGAUCACCUGGGUUUUAUUCCAAACUUUUGUUUACAGCUGUAGAGAUUCUAGCAGACAUAACACAGAACAGUUUAUUGGGAGAUCAGGAGAUUGAAAGGGAGAGGGGAGUCAUUCUCAGAGAAAUGCAGGUAUGAUAUGUUGCAACUUUAUUUUAAAGUACUGCUUUCUGUAGUUUCUUUCCUUUUAAAAAUAGUGAGUUAAAUAUUUGAGUUUUUUAAUAUCAUACAUUCCUAGGAAAUUGAGACCAAUCUUCAAGAAGUUGUAUUUGAUCAUCUCCAUGCAAUAGCAUACCAAGGUACCACUUUGGGACAGACAAUCUUGGGACCAACUGAGAACAUCAAGUAUGUUAAUUUUAAAAAUUGGAUACAUUUUGCAUUUCUCCCAUCAGAUACUGCAGUCUUGAAUAGUAAAAAGACCUUAUGUUAUUGAUUCCAUUAGAAACUCUCUCUCACCUUGUAGUAGAACAAGUACCUUUCCAAGAAAUCAUGAACAAAAAAUUAGAAAGCUGAUACUGUUUGUUUUUUCAUGGAAUGGGCACCAUUUUGCUCAAAAGUCUUAAUAACAGAGACUAAUGCUUUGAUAUAUGGACAGCUUUUGUUAUGUUGUAGGUUUCUUAGUGUUAAGUCCCUCUGAUGCAUAAAUGUAAACUUAUUUUAAAACAGAAAAGGUAAAUUAAUUGAAUUAAAGAAAAUCUGUAUUACCCUUUAUGGUUUUAAAUACUUAAAAUUUUUUUUUUCAUUUAUAGAUCCAUCACUAGAAAUGAUCUUGUGGAAGAAUAUAUUAACUCUCACUACAAGGGCCCCCAUAUUGUAUUAGCUGCCGCUGCAGGUAAUAUUAUUUUACAUUAAUGCUCAUAUGUAUUUGAUGUGGGUGAUAUAAUAUAUUGCAUGAUAAAAAUUUGAUCUAAGAAAAAAUUAUUUUAGCCCAAUUUGAAGUCUUUUAGUAAGUGCAGGUUUUAACAAAGAAAACCAAAGCAUGACACAAGAAGAAAUCAGAAAAUAAAGAUGCAUUUUAAAAAUUUAAAUGUGCACCAAUUGCAGGAGUUAAUCACAAUGAGCUGUGCAGCUUGGCAGAACGUCACUUUGGAAAGAUGACCGCUGGUUAUGAUGGAGAGAUUCCCAUCUUGCCCCAGGCAAGGUUUACAGGAAGUGAGGUAUGAGAAUCUAAACUUUUUAAUCCUUCUGUAUUUUGUUUUUACUUCCAUAUAUAAGCUCUUAAAACUUGGGGGUGAAAUAAUAAAUGCUAGAGUUGUGGGAGGUUAUGUUUUACAAUUGUUGUUCACAUAAUUACAGCUCAGGAUACUAGAUGAUCUCAUGCCUUUGGCUCACGUAGCUAUCGCAGUGGAAGGAUGUGGCUGGCAGAACCCGGACAAUUUGGCACUGAUGGUGGCCAAUACUCUGAUAGGCAGCUGGGACAGAUCCCAUGGGGGAGGCACCAAUCUACCCAGUCAGCUGGCCCAGCACACCGUCAAACUUAACCUGGCCCACAGCUUCCAGUCCUUCAAUACUUGCUACUCAGACACUGGCUUGUGGUUGGUUUAUGGCUUUUCUUUCUUACUAUAAAGGUUGAUAGUGUGUGGCUAGUCAUCAGCCAGUCCAGAUAUCCAGACUUUUCAAGAAUCUUAAAGACUUGAAACUGAAACUUAAAAGAAAUAUAUUCAGCAGCACAGUAAUGCAAGUUUACUGUGCAGUUUUCAUGUUUUAUUAAACAAUUUUAAAAAUUGCUUACCCCAUUAACCCAAGUAGGUCAAAGAUAUUUCAAAAUCAGUUUUAAACAAACAUGCUGUCUCAGUAGCAAUUUUCUUAUUUCUAAGUGUAAAGGAAGUGAUGCUCUAAUAAUAAAGGUGUGAGGGCUUUGGUUUAAAAUGCAAAUCUUAUGGCCAUUAGUUAGUCAAGAUUGUAAAAUUGGGAUUACUUUAACUACCACCCUCUCCCUUCACUAACAUUAUUUUAUUUUUAACAGGGGUAUUUACUUUGUCGCAGACAGAAUGAUGAUUGAUGACUUUAUUUACAAUGUCCAACAUGAAUGGUAGGCUAAUUUUAUCACAAUCUAUCAAUUUGCUCUUUUUAUUUGUAAAUGGUCAACAAUAUUUAAUUUAUUGUCAUGUUAUCUUUCAUUUUUUUAAAUAUCACUUAAAUUUGGUACUGUUUUUUGUACACUCCUAUUGAGUUCUCUGCUGUAUGAUAUCUUGUUGAUAAAUACAAACAGGAUGCGUCUUUGUGGUGGUGUAAGAGAGGCUGAAGUAGAGAGAGCCAAAAAUUUGUUGAUGACCAAUAUGCUCCUGCAGCUGGAUGGCUCUACACCCAUAUGUGAAGAUAUUGGCAGGUUAGGACAAUACAUGUUUUGUUUUACCUUUAAAUAUCUCCUUUCUGAUUUUUUUUUUUCCCAACUUAAACUGUUUUAAGUUAGCAGUAAAUUAGACCAGUCAGGUAUGGGAGUUAUUUUAAUAAACAGACUGUCUUAGCCGUUUGUACACAAUAAACAUACACCUAAUGAAAUUAAUUAUUCUUGGGCAAAGCUUCUAGCUGCCAAUGACCCUGGUUUAAUGUUUCAGCAAAUAAAAAUAUAAUUAUAUGAUGAUUAGCCAGUAUAGAGUAUUCCUUUUUCCUCAGACAAAUGCUUUGCUAUAACAGAAGAAUACCUAUUGAUGAGAUGGAAAUUAGACUUAAUAUGAGUACUUUUAAUUAUAAAUGAAAGGUUACUUAAGUAAAAUGAAUGAACCCACCACUACCUAACCUACUUUUAAGGUAAACAAUCUUUUGUGCCUAAUUAACAUUGCAUAACCCCCUGGUACAAAAAAGAUAUUUAAAAAUAAGAUAGUCAAAUUGUUUUUUGGUCUUGUUUAAAAAAUAUCAAGAUUUAAAUUAAACAAUGAUGCCAAAAAAAAAACUUUUCAAUAAUAUCUGUAGUUUAUUAUUAGUACAUUUGCACAAGUUUACUGCAGUUAGAGUAACUUGCCACUUGCACCAAGUGAUGUUCUAAUUUUUAAGGCAGAUUCAGAGUUAUCUUUAUCAGAUCUGUUUACCUUGCAACUCUUAAAAUCGUACACUAUCCUCACAAAAUCGUUCAAUACAUUAUCUGAAUAGUAAAAAAACACAGUAUAUAUAAUAUUUAGGCCUCAAAAUUCUUACAUUGUACGCCAAAAUCAUAAGAGUAAACAGGUCUGCUUUAUUCAUAGCAUCAUCUAUAUAUAUCCCUUUAAGUUUCAAAUUUCAAUAAAUUCUAUUUGGGAGUAAGUAAGCUUGUUAGGGCUCAUAAAUUAGCAUACUUUAGCUAUGGGUAAAAGGCAGGCGCAGAGUGAGCAGUAAGUAUCCUGUGGGAAUUGGGUAGAACAUUAUUGAGAGGAAUAAAUAACUUUUAUAUUAUAUAUUAUUGUGCCUUAUUGAAAUAUGUUCUUGGGAAUCACUAACAUUUUAGAAAUUUAAAAUAAAAUGUGUUGCUAUAAAAAAAUGAUUGUGAUGCUUCAUCUUUACUGUGACAUUUAGCUGUUUACAUCAAGUUAUUCUGUUGUUUUUUUUUUUGUGUUUUUUUUUUUUUGCAUGAUUGAAUAGGCUAUUACAGCUGAUACAUUGAAAGAAGUGUGCACAAAAUACAUAUAUGAUAAAUGCCCUGCAGUGGUAGGAAUUGGUAAGUGUCUUUUAUUAAUUUUGAGAUUUACUAAAUUUUUACCAUGAAGCUCCUUAAAAUUGAUAUGUUGAGACAAAUUAAUUAUAUAACUACUAAUAAUGAUACUAUGAUUUGUAAAUCUGUGAAAAAUUAGUGCAAAUAUUAUUUCUCUUUAUUUUAAAAUUGUUUAGAGAUUUAGUCAGUCAUUGCCACAAGGCUGUUGAUCCCCACAGGCCCUACCAAUGACAAAUUAUUUAUCAUGCAUUAAGUGAUUUCUAUUAUUUUAAAGAAUAAUCUUUUCUUCCUCUUGUGGAAAGAUAUAACCUCGUAUUUCUUGAUCCUAGGACCUAUUGAAGCCUUGACAGACUACAACAGAUUGCGUGCUGGCAUGUACUGGCUGAGAACAUAACACUUUUGAAGCUAGGACCUCGAUAUAUAUAUUAGUUUGUUUGGGAAAUUUCUAAGAAACCAAGAUCAUUUUUUGUGCAGCAGUUCAUGAAGAUCCCACAAACCAAGGAGCUAAAAGCUUUACUGAAAUUCUUUUUAAUUUAGAUCUGGUUUUCCAUCAACUAGUUUGAAUCCAAAAACCAUACAGUAAUUCUUAUUUAGAACGAUUUCUCAAUAACAUUUUACUUGUAUUUGUGGAGAGAUGUGAAUAUAUUUAUCUUGCUAGAUACAUAAACAGGAUAUUUGUGGAAUAGAAAGCAGGUGGUGUAGAUUAUUAGGUUCCUAUUUUGUUUCCUAUUUUAAAAGCAUCCCCAACAUUUGUGAUGUUUAAAUUGUUAAUUUUGAAAGUAAUUUGUUAUAUGAUGUGAACUUGUCAAAUGCAAUGAGUGACAUUAAAAUAUUUUGUACAGUCUUAGAAUGUAUUUUGUUUCUUCUGCACU
Messenger RNA from Lymnaea stagnalis (great pond snail), 5716 nucleotides. The record is from the annotation of a GenBank genome assembly. Lineage: Eukaryota; Metazoa; Mollusca; Gastropoda; Lymnaeidae.